AUGGCCAAGUGUUGGGUAUUAUUAAAAUUAUUAGAUGAAAGCAGUGGUACACUAAAAAAAAAAGUCACACAAAAAUAAAUCUACCCAGGGCCUUUCAAAUCUUAACGCCGAGCCUGGAUCCAUGAAGACCCGAUGAGAACUGAUUAUUUAACAAUAUUUCCUUGAAUAAAUUAAUUGGUGUGAUAAAGCCAGUUUCUAUAGAGUUUUCAGCAAUUAUAUUAUUAUAGAUAAAUAAACAAAGAAAAAUGUUUAAUUAAAAAUAAUGUAUAAAUAAUUUAUAUGUACAUCAAUGUCUAAUGAACGUUUAAAAUGAAAAGAUAUUUCAUUCUAUCGUGGAUUUUAUACCACGUUACUCUUCCAACAUGUUUAUUUAUAAGUAAGUACCUAUAUAUUUAUAUAAAUCGUGAUAUCUAUUUAAAAUAGCAAAACAAAUCAAUAUUAAUAUAUUACAUUAUAAACUAACAGGUAUUUAAUCAAAUUAUUUUAGUACCUAUUAAUUACCUAUUCUACAUACCUAUAAAUUAUAUCGAAUCCUGUGGCGUUUAAGGGGUGAAUCUGGGAAUAGAUCCCCUUCUUUCUACCUCGUAUUUUUUUAAAGAAUAUAUUAUUGAACUCGGUGUAUCCGAAUUAUGUACAAAGUUUUUCUGUAAUAGAACUAUUUUUUACGUAUUGUAUACCUUAUAAAAAUUGCCGUUCAAAUUUUGUGAAAAUAGUAAAAAUCUAUUCAAAUUUAAAAUAAAAGAUGUCCUAGGUAAAUGAAAAUGGGUGCAGCCACUGUUACAGAUAAUGUAUAUCUAUAAGCAACGAUAAACCAUUGCUAACAAAAAAACGAUUCUGAGCAGAGUUCAGUUGAUAAUGAUGUGUUGUUAACAAUGUAUAAUAUAUCAUAUUAUGGUAAAAUAAUUACAUAUGCAUUAUAAUAUAACUAUUAUAUAUUCUUUAAUAAUAUUUACUUAAUGUACGGACUUUCCCGGUUUUUCACAUUUUCGGGAAAACUCUUGAGAAUAUCAAAAAAUUACCUCCCUAAAGUACCUUCCCAGUAAGAUUUCCAUUCAGAAGUUAUUCACAAGAAAAAAGAAGGCCGUAAAAAUUUUAGAAAUAUAUUUCGAACAUUAUCCCGUUUUUUUUUUCGGUUUUUAGCAGGGUGAACAAUACAUUUAUUUUAGACACCGUGGAUUCCAAUUACCUAUUAAAUUUAAUAUUGCUUUUGUUCAUUUGAGGGAAAUUAAGUUUAAAUUUAUUAUUUUCUAAAAUGCAUUAUGCAAUGGUUUGUUUAUUUUACUAUUCAUAAAUCUUGUUUAAAAAUUGAACAAGAAUAAAUAUAGUAGUGAUUUAUUAUAAAUCUAAAAAUUUGGAUUCUGGACCUCAAAUUCCGAAAAUGGUCUAGUUGAUACUUUAAAGAAGUCAUUUUUUGAUUUUGCAAGCAGGUUUUCAUAUUAUUGGGUAAAAAUGUAGUAACCAACGGAUAAAUAUUUAUAGAGUAACGAUUUCAUGAUUUUACAUUAUCGUAACUAAUGUUAAAUAAUUGUAGAGACCUGUAGUUUUCAUAAAAUACUUAUGUUGGCCUUUUGUAGACGUGGUAAAAUUUUCAGAACAUUCUAGUUAUUUUUAGGCUAUAGGUUAUUUGAUAUUUUUUUGUUUUUAUAAGUAUUUUUGUUUGUUGGGUAUCUGUAUUUGGUGGGUACCUAUAUCUAUACUAUUAAUACAUAUUUUGUGUUCAACAGGCGUAUAUUUCAGACAAAAUGUGUUAUCGAUGAUCCAUUUAAUUUUGAUCAUUUGUUUUCCGGUGUUUCAUGCAAAAUCACAUAAAUUAAAUGGUAUGUAUUUAUACUUAGGUAAGCGUUUUCAAAACUUGAUAAUUGUUUCAUGUUUUCACGGUUAGUAAAAUAAAUUACGAUAUUUGAAUGUGCCUAACAGGGGUUACGUGUACAAUAAACACGUAACCUGUACACUAUACAUAGUUAUAUAUAUAUAUAUAUAACCCAAAUACCACUGACUCACUGAUCACUGUGUCUCAAAAACUACUCAACGUACGAAAUUGAAAUUUGAAAUAGUGGUUCUUCUAAUACUUUCACCUUGCCAUAAGAAAUGACUUUUGAAAAUUUAACCCCUAAGGGGGUAAAAUAUGAGUUUUUAGGUAUAUUUGGUAUGAAUAUCUAGUUGCUUAUUUAUUUAUUUUUGUAUAUUCGAAGGUUACCUUGGUGUUAUGGAAGAUAGAACUAUUAUUAAUAUUAUUAUUAUUAUUACUAUUAUUUGCACUGUUAAAAUUUCGCAAUAGAACACAUUAAGUCCACCUAGGUGGACUACCCACUUUCCACCUAUUUGUUUUCAUUCAAUUCUAACACGGUCAAAACCAAACCACAACCGGUUUUUAUACUUUCAGGUCAUAAUGAAAUAUUAUUUUCUUUAUUUAUUAUUACAGUAUUUAUUAUAAUGUACAUUUAGUAUUUACUAUAUAGUUACUAGUAUUUAUAAACUAACUUUAUUAAAACUACUAUCAAAUAUAGUUGGGUAGAGUUUACAUUUUAAUUUUACAUGUAAACAUUUUAACCUUUUCGGGGGUGGUGGAAUUUACACAAAAAAAAGUUUGAAAAAAAACUUAAUACAAUUGCUCGUUGAUAUUUUAAUAGAAAUAUCAACUAAUGAUUUUUUUUUUUUAACAUAAUUCUACAUCGGUAAUAUUGUAAUGAUGAUGUUUUAUGGUUAGGUACGUCUUGGAAAACACGACCGUGCAUACGUUUCGUCAAAAUAAUGUUCGUUGUGAUUUGUCUAAUAUGGAUUUCGAAAAUGAUUUACCUUAUUAUAACUUUAUCGUUUUUAUUUUUGAUGCCUCUAUACCGACAAAAGAUGAUGGUUCACUCGUGUAAGUAAAUUAACACAGCUCAAAUAUCAAAUCGAGUCGCAGAUAUCGAAUUCGGGUUCGAAUAGUAUAACAAAUAUUUUCGAAUUUUUUGAUGAGUGAGUCUGAUGAGUACCUUUGGUCGAUUAUCUUUAACUUUAUAUAGGAGAUACUGCAAGGAUCAGGUUGAUUGAGUUACUUCUGGAUAUAUGAAAAUAUUAUAUUAUCUAUCAUCAUGAAUAACUUGGUAGUCUGUUUCCAUAAAAGCUUUAUUUUCCCACCGUAUGUUUUACUCAGUUCUGCGACCCUUUGAACGCUUUGUUUCUAAUAAUAUACCUAGUGUCUUAUCUCCGGACUCGAUUCAACGCCUGAAAUUAUUUAGUCUGGAACUCGAUUCGAUAUUAUAGCUCUAACUACUAACCCUGAGCAAUAUUUUGACCAAUCCGGAUUCUGGAUUACAAUUACACAAUCCGAAUUCUCGGAUCCAAUCCAUCAAUUCGGAUUUCAAAUCAAUCCAUUAAUUUGUUUAAAAUGGGUUAGGUACUAAAAAAGUAGAAAUCAGAUAGUAGAAACUAUUAAACGCUACAACUCGGGACAGUUAAACGAUCAACAGAUAUUACAUUAAUUGAUUUAUAUUGUAAUAAUCCAGAUUGAUAUCAAUAUUUCGGAUUGAUAACCAUAAUCCGGCUUAAACGUUUGGUUCAAUCCGGAUCGGCGGUCCGAAUUUGGUGCUCAGCAGUUAGCUGAGCACCCACCUAUAUGUAAUUUUUUUAUUAUUUUUGUUCGAUUUUUACUAAAUUCAGGUGACGAUGUUGGACUAACGUUUAAGGCAUUUGGGUUCGUUUAUGACGCAUUUGACAUAACAUUGGACACUAUGUUAAUGAUUGUAUUCGCAUUGGCGCUCCGUUAUCUACGUAAAUACGACAUGACCUACAUUAUCAGAGUAGAUUAUGACGAUUCUUCGUCACUGCAUCCGAACUUAAACGUAUCAAACCAUUAUUUAUUAUUCACUUGGAAAUACUUGUGUCUGGCCAUUUUAUGUUUGAACGGUAUUAUUGUGCCUUCGUAUGCCUGUUGCGUUUAUUACGUAUUGUUUUUAGCGAUCAUGACCAUAAUCGCCCUGUUUCCGCUAAAGGAAAACACGAUCGUGUAUCUAUUUCGAACGAUAUGUUAUUACACGUGUCUCCAUAUACUCGUGUUAUUCGCGUAUCAAUUAAGAUCGAUAUUACACAUCGACAUUGACACGCAUUUAGCGAAGUGAUUAUAAUACAUACAUACCUUAUAUUACUAUUAUUUAUUGUGGAUAAUAUUAAAACAAAAAAACAAAUUAACGAUUUUCCAGGCAAAUAGGAUUUAUCAACUACCGUAAUAGUUUAGAGUGCGACCAGGUUGCAAAUACUUUGCCCGUACUACGCGGACAUCAUUAUUUUCUACCAGUUUUGUUAAUUGUCCAAAAACACUUGUUGUGGUUCUAUUCGGAUACAGUGAGCACUAUAAUUCUUACUACCUACUUAUUAUAUUAUACUUUGAGCGUAUAAUUUACACAUAUAGUUAGCCCAAUGGAUAUAUUUAUUAGAUAAUUGUAUUAUUUAAAUAUCAGUGGCGCAACCAAGAUUUUUUGAAGGGGGUGUCAUAUGUAUAAAUAAAAAAAGCCAAGCAACUUCGCACGCGGGUGCAGUAACUGUUAUAGAUGAAAAGUUGGAAAGGUAGUAGAGGGAAAAUUUAAUGUAUAUCUGUUUACAACGAUAAACCAUUUCUAACAAAAAAACGAUUCUGAGCGGAGUUCAGUUGAUAGUGUUGCUUUGUCAACAAUAUAUAUUAUAUAUGUCAUAUUAUAGUAAAAUAAUUACAUAAGGAUUUUCUAUGAUAAUAUUUGUUUAAUAUUGUACCUAUUUUCCCGUUUUUCCUACGGUUUUCCCAUUUAGGAAAACAAUUCAUGAAUACGGUUUAUUAGGAAAAUUUCUGGGAAAAUCAAAAAUUGACUUCUCUUAAGUACCACCCCAGUUAUAUAUCCUACUAGAAAAAGUGGUAUCAUUGUAAAUUGGAUUAAAAUUGCUUGUAGAAAAGUUAUUCAUAGGAAAAAAAAGGCUGUAAUAUUUGUUUAACUAAUAUACCUAUACAUAUAUUUCGUAUAUUUUCCCGUUUUUUCUCCGUUCUUUUAGGUUUUUCACAUUUGUUCAGAAAACUCCUGAGAAAAUCGAAAAAAUCCCUUCUCAGUCUGAUUUCCUUUCACAAAAGGUGCUACACUUAAAAAUUGGAGCAAGAUAUCCGGUAAAAACGUUGUCCACAAAAAAAAAAAUAAACAUCUUUGUAAAACCAUAAGCUUCUUUUCUUCACUCAGAAUCUAAAAAAAAAAAAACACCUUUUUAACACGUUUAUACAACUUAAACACUCAUAUAGGGGGUAUCCAAUCCAAAAUAUCCCCCACCCUUAAUUGUACCGCUGGUGGAUAGUUGGUAUUCUUCCAUCCUAAUUGUUUCUGCAACUUUUUGGUUUUCCUUGUGGAGAGUUCUCCACUUUUUGGUUAUGUUAUCUAUUGGUGGUCCGAAAAAUGUUUCUUUAUACCUAAAUAUUUAUGUUUUAACAAAUUAUUUAGAUUUCAAAAAAGCCAUCACGUUUACACUCUACGGAAAAAUUGUAUUUAAGCAAACACAAAUUAUUAAAUACAAUUUUGAUCGGCAUUAGGACUAUAGGAUUUAGGGCCGCUGUUCUAGUAAGUGUAAAACUAUAUACCGUAUAAUACAUAUGUUUACAUAUAUUUUUAAUUUUGCUUUAAUAUUAUUAUAUUUUUUGUCUUAUAUAUGAAUAUAUUGGUUUUUAAACAUACACAGACUUGGAGCAUCGACUAUCCCGGAUGGCUUACGUUGACAAUGUUACUGUGGACCACAGUUUUUUGGAUGUAUUUAAAUUCUCGACGAAACCUCAUAAUAAUUCUGUUGUUUUCUAUUUGCACGCUUCUCAUCGAAUACAUAUACAUAAUUGUGGGUAUCGAUGUUCUCAAAGAAAUAUUUGGAUCGGAUUUGAAAGUAUGGGCUAUAGAUACAAGAGACUAUUUUCCCACGGCUAUUUGUAUCAAGGUAAGUACUUACCCAAGUUCGGAUUAAAGGGGGGAUGCAGCAUGGCCCUUGAUUCCACGGAUAUAAAGAGCCUAUUGCGAUUUAUGUAUACUGUAUAUUAUAAAAUGUCUGUUAAGACUUAUUGUACAGUACAAACAUUCACGUAUGAGCAGUGAUGCCCGGAAGGGAGUGCCUUCAGGUGGUGGAAAUGCACUAACUGAACAAAUAUUUUAAUAAUAAUUUGGACUAUAAUAAUAGUUUAUAUAUACGAUCUAUUAAAAGAAAUAAUAAAAUAUAAAAAUAUCCCUCCUCUGUUAAUUUAUUUCCGUAAUAAUGACCAAAAUGGUAAAUACAUGAGAAACGGACGCAGAAACAGUCAUGAAUGGACGAAAAUGCCAUGGGUUAGUAGAUUUAUGUAACCUUUGUGGUGUUAACAUAAAAAACAAGAUAAUGUUUAAAUAAUUUGUAUCAUCUUAUAUUGCCAAUAAGUUGUGCAUCUUGAGGAUGUCUAGUCGAGAGGCAAGUGAGAUUCGUGCUGGUAGGCCUGUGGUAUCCAAAUGAUGGCCACUCCUCCCUGGGAUGAUGCUAUUCCUAGGUACGCACUACUGCCGACUCGUGACACUCUGCCGCGUUCCUAUCGCCGGCUUCCGGGCGCGCGUUUAAAAUCCAUAGUUAGCAUUUCACCGUUCAUUCCCCCUCGCCUAUGACUGUACACUUAAUACUAUCCUCACACCUCCAGUGAUCAGUGGGAUAAUAUACGUAUCGUUACACUAAUGAUAUUAUUAUGAAUUACGUUAUCUGUGUAUUAUAUGGGUUGCUACAAUUAUUACGAAACUCUUCUGAAUACAAUUGACACGGAAGUAUAAUGCUUUAAAAUUAUAUUUAAAAUUGUAUUAACUAGAAAAAAACUGCUACGAAAGACUACAGCUCCGAAUUAAUUGACGUCACCGAGUUAUGAUACCUGAGAUCAAAUACCAUUUCUAUUGAUAAUAUUUUCAUCGCUAAAUAUUAUUGAUGGGUAAUCCACCAAUGUAUGUUAUUUAACAGGUUUUUUCAAAUUUAUCUUUUUACUAAUUCUUUUUCAUAAUAUUGUUUCGUAAAACUAUAACCCAUAAUUAUGUUUUUAAAACUAAGUAAAUAAGUUUAGUGACGAACAAAAAUGAUAUUUUUAAAAUGAUUUUUCAAGGUCCAUACUAAUUGCUAAAAAAUGAUUGUGUGUACCUACUACUAAAAACAGAUUUAAGUUAUUCCAGUGACUUAGAUACAAUAAUAUUUUCAAUAACUUCGAUAAAAUACCUAGACAUAAAGUUUGUGUAUCCGUUAGGUAAUUGUCUAACUUUGGGAAAUAAUUCAUAAAUUAUGCAAAUAUAACAGAUUAUCAAUUUGAAGGUAACAAAAUGCAAGGUUUAAAUAUGAAUUUUGAAUUGAGUAAAAUUAUUUCGGAGCAGUUGUUAAGUGGCCCAAUGUAAUAUCGUAAUUAUUUAAAUUUGAAACAAUAUCGUAGUGGUAAAUGUAAAAUUGCUCCGACAGAGUAGUAUAUUACAUACCUAUGUUCGUAGCAGUUAACUUCCAUAGCAACGGUGUCAUCUCAUAUUAUAUUGAGCGUUCCCAGUGGACCUGCGAUGCUAUUGUUUGGUGUUCUAUAUUUAGGCGUGUUUUGACGCUGUAAACUGUUCGCUUUUGUAAACUAGUAAUUUGUUUGUGAGUUGGUUACUGUAAUCUGUUUACUCUUUUUAGUACCUAAACAGUUUAGUAAGUACUUUAGUACCUACUUAUUAGUUAUUUUAACUGUUCUAACUAUUAUUAUUAAUAAGUCUCAUAAGCAUAUAGUUAGUAUAUUUUGUUUUAUUAUACUAAUUCUUGAAGUGUAAAAAUUCUCUACGGUCGUCCCUGCGUAUAAUUACAUACAAUCAUUAUAAAAACGAUUAAUUUUCAAGUUAUCAUCGAGUUCGACCCUGGGGCCCGCCGGACCUUUAAUUUGGGCUUACCUGAACCAAUUAUAAUCGAUGGAAAUAUAAUAUUGCGGUUAUUAAUUACAGUACCGUUUGUAAUAAAAACAACAGUUCGUAUAGGUAUAAAAUGUAAACGAUUUUUGUUCAAACAGACGUUGUAUACAUUGACUUUUUGGAUAGCGAUAGAUCAAUUUUAUAAAUGGCCUAAACAUACAGCAAUAUACGACCACUCGAAAUCGUUGUCGAUGAGUAUGAAAAGCGUUCUACCGUACACGUGGAUUUCGUUACUAAUAUUGACGAUGCUGGCGUACGGAUUUUUCGGAUACAACACAAUCAACUUAAUCCAAAUUGGUUACAUCGCGUUAGCCUUACUGUUCUUGGUUUGGUUUCAAGUAAAUGUGCACGUUAUGUUAUUUUUUAAUAGAUUAUUAAAAAUUAGUUAUAAUAUAAUUAUACGGUGGAGGGAGCAGUGGGUCAUGCCCCAUUGGUCGUAUCAAUGUAUUUACGUAUUUAAUAGUUUAUUUUAUGUAUUUGAAAAAUUCGGUACAGGUUAGUGCCCUUAAUUCUUUUCAAUUUGAAAGUUUUUUUUAAAUCAGUUUUUAUUAAAAUGGCGAUGGCUUAUAGCAAUCAUUGAACCUAACUUAGGUUGUAGGUAUCAGCAGCUGCACAUUCUGUGGUAACAUCAUGUAACUUAUACUAGCAGACGGAGAAUAUUGGGCCGACAGAGUUAGGUAGUAAAUUCGUGGCAAUAAGUGUUUACACUGAUGUCAUUAGAAGACUCUGUAUAUUUAAGUAUGACAAUAAAAUUGAUUACUAUUGUUAAUUUUUGAGUUUUUUUUUUUUUGUGCUUUUUAGCAUCCCCCUCCCCCAAUUUAAAAAUUCUGAAUACACUACUAUUAAACACAGUGUAUUAUUACUAUUAUGUUAAUUUUUGUAUAGAUAUCGUUUCGAAUUUGGAAAACAAUCAUAUAUUUAUAUUGGACCGUUGUGGUAUUGUAUUCUAUAAUCGUAGUAACCGUGCGGUAUGUGUUUCAAUUUUAUGGGAUCGUAGAUAUCAUGACGAAAUAUUUGAAUAUUUUAAACGAAUUGUAAGUACCUACCAAUAUAUUAUAGUGCCUAGUAUGUAAUAAUUGGGAAUGAGUAGUUAUAGGAGGCAAAAUUGGCAAAAUAUCUAAAAAUAAUUCAAAAAUAUUCACUUAUUAACUCAUUUAGUGCAUUUUUUAUGUAUAUUAUAUGAGUUUGAGCAUACAAAUAUAUAUUUUAAUAAAAAUGCACUCUCUGAUAGAUAAUAAUUACAAAUUAAAACUGCAUUGUUAAUUAACUAUUGGAAAAACUUCUGUGAAUCUAAAAAAUUAACUUAAAACUAAAAACGUAAAACAUAAAACUUUCAUACAAUGGUCACCUAAGCCAUUUGAAGGGACCAAAAAUAAUUUAGAAGUGAACCACUAUUUAGAAGUGGCCGUUUUAUAGAGGUGACUAUUAACAUAAAUGCAAUACUUCCAGAUGACCACUACAUACCUAGGGUACAUACAAAAAAACCAAUUCCUAUUUUCCAUUCCAGAUUUCCAUGUAGUUUUAAAACCGUAUCUAUAUUUUUAUUAAAUCGGUGGCUUGAGAUCUGCCUAUCUAUUUAACAUUAAUCCUCGAGAGCACACGUACUGACAUUUUCUUUUUCAUAAUACUCAAACAGCUUGAUUUUUUCUGCUACAGUGAGGUGUUUUCGUUUGAACGCCAUCAUAACCACGCGAAACGUUUUCAUUUUCGUUUUUAAACUGACAUUGGAAACUAAUAAAACAUAAUAAAAUACUAUAUUAUAAUAAUAUAAUAGCUCAUCUAGCUAUUAUAGUAAAAACUAUAAGACAUAAAUAAAAAAAACAAUGCGAUUUUUAUAACUUCUCAUUACUAGUUAAAUAAUUAUCUAUGAUUUAUUAUUAAAGACGAGACGAUAUUGGAUUGGACGAAACGGGCCACGUGAGAAUAUUUAUACCGGCCGCAAUAGCAAUUGCUAUUCAUGUUUAUUUCCAAUAUUUCCAUAAACCUUUCAUCAACACAUUGGAAAUCAAAAAAAGAAUCUAUUAUUUUCCCAAACGCUUUAUUGACGACGCCAUGCCUAAUAGUCAUCAAUCUGAAGUACUUAUACAAAUGUCGUGGUUGUGGAGAAUAUGGGACACGACGGCAUUAUUUUUCCAUAUACAUCUUGACAAAUUAGAAACUGCCUUAAUAGCAAUAUUGAUCACGACCAAAGUGAGUUCGGUUUAAAUUGUUUUUCUUAAUAAUUAAAAUUGUAAAAUGUGCGAAAAAAUCGUUUUUCUCGCGCAUUUCAUUGUUAUAAGUACGUGAACAAUUCUUAAAAAUACUUGAAAAAAAUAUUGUAAUAUACCUACCUAUACCAAAUGUAUGAGUUCUAAACAUAUAUUAUUAUUAUACAUUUUAUGUAGAAUGUAGAUUGUAAGUACCCAAUAUUGUAUAAAUUAUUUUAUUUUAUUUUAGCCUUGUUUAUUGAGCGGAAUACUCCUUCUUAUGUUGUUGUGGUUGUUAUUGGACUACAAGAAAUGUUUAAUGCACAUCAUAGUUUCUUACAUUGUUUUGUGUAUAAUUAUCACAGUCGGAUAUCAGUUUUCAUACUUUACCCACGAACAAUGUAUGAUUCAAUUUCAGGUAGUUAAAAACUAAAUGUAAAUCCGAAUUUUAAAUAUAAAACCUGUCGACCUAGCUACAGAAAUUAAACUGUGUCCUACAGUGUUAUCCGUCGGCUAAUAACUCUGUCAAUAUUCAUUUUUUUUUCAGUCGGGUUUUGCAAGAGGUGGGAAAUAUGUGCACAGAAAUAUAAAAUUCAUAUUUUCAUUCCAUAAUCACUGAAAAAAAAAUAUUUUUAUUUUUUCACUUUUUAAAAUUUUCAAAAAAACUAUUUUGUUAAAUAUAUUAUUUUAAAAAAUUGAAUGUAUCAUGCAUUCAUGUCCGAUUAAUAGUUUCUUAGUUACAGCUAUAAUCGUGGAAAAAAAGGCGUGAAAACAUUUAAUUUUCAAUAAAAUAACACGUUACGCGAUAAGGAAUAACAAUCCGUAUGGUAAUUCCUUAUUUCUAUUUAAAAAAAAUGAUUAUUGACAAUUAUUAGCCGACACAUUGGAAACACCCUGUGUUUCAACGUAUUAUAUAAAGUAGUUAGCAAGAAGAGAUUAAUUGACUGUAAUGUGUUUCUCAACCUAUGGUCGCGAAAUAUUUUUGAUCGGUCAAGAUGUUCCUAAAAUAAUAAAGAAAAUAUCUUGAUUAUAUAUUAUAUUAAAAAUAACAACUCGGUGAAUAUCACUGGUAUUAAAAAAAUAAUAAUUUUACUACAUUUAAAUGAAUUAUCAACUGCAUUAGUUAUUUCCCAAAAGACAUUCGUGAAGAUUUUCAAUGGAUUAAAAAACCUUUCACUCUUUCUAUUGGAGAGUAGAACUUCAAUACCUUUUUUGAAACUUAGAUUAUAAAACUUUCUUGUGAUAAAAUUUAUGAAAAUAAAUUUAAAAUUAACUAUUAUAGAUUUUUGAUGUUCAGUAUAAUACAGAACUUUCAUUUAAUGUGAUAAAAAAACUAUUACUUUUCCUUACCACUUUUUUAUGUGUAAAAGGAUUUUCAACUAUGGCCAAUAUCAGAACAAAAUAAACAAAUAGGUUAGAUGUCACACAUGACAUGCAUGCUAGCUUAUCUGAUAAAAUAUAAAAUAUUAUACAACGACAUCAGAAUUAGCUGUCACACUAAGUCUAAAAUCAACUAUAAAAUUAUUUUAUUAUCAUAUUAUAUCAAUAUUUUAGAUUCUGAAUGUAACGAAGAGUGUAUUAGUUUUAUAAAGAUAUUUAUUUAUUUAUUUUUUCUUAUGCUAACACUAUUUUUCUACCAGAAAGUUUACUCUGAUGUAUACGAUGUAGACUUUUAUGUGAAAGAAAAUUUUUUUAGUGUGGUACUUUAAGGAAAUCAUUUUUUGAAUUCCCCCUUCAAUUUUCUCAAUAAAAAGGAAAUAGUGAGAAAAAACGGGAAAAUAUACGAAAUAUAUUAGUAAAAUACUAUGAUUUUUUGUUCCUGUGAACAACUUAUUCUAAAAGGAAAUCUGACUGGAGAGGCAUUUUCGAAAGGUCAUAUUUCGAUUGUCCCUUAAAAAUAAUCGGAAAUUUUUCAACUUUAUAAUGCUCUAUAACUAAUACAGACAAUCUAUUUUUUCUAAUUCAAAAUCGGCCCACAGGUUUGCCUGGGCUACAGAAAUUUGAUGACCACUCAGCAUUAACAGAUUCGACAUUUUUUACAGGGAGGGGACACAUUAUAAAUUAGGGUAGGUGCUCGUCUUGUACCAUAGUCCACAGUGCCACAAAAUCAAAAUCCCUUAAAUUAUGCUCUGCUUAUCUAAUAAAACCGAUAGAUAGGUCAGUAAUACAUUUGUCCAUUAUAGGCACCUGCCAAUGAAAAUAUUAAACAUAAUAAUAUCCAUACGCAUAAAUUAAACAUUGCGGAAUUAAUCGGUUUGAAAAAAUUCAAUUCAAACGAGCUACUGGUUUACUCCAUAAAAUACGAGUUGUGUAAGUAUACGCAGAAACAAAAUAUUAUCUAUAUGCACCGAUAUCUAUAUUGUACUAUUCUGAAAUCAUUAGAUCUAUCUUAAAAUAUGUGAUUGCUUUUCAUAUGUUGACAGUAAUUGUAUUAGUAAUGGUUUAUAAAAAAACGAUUAUAAUUAAUUUAAGACACAAAUACCAUCCUCGGAAAAUACCAGAUUCUAUAUUUCCAAAUAUUACGUACGCUGAUAUCAAUAAAGGAAUAUCAGAAUUUCUCAUGUACUUGGUAAACGAUGGAUUUUAUCUUUUCGGAGUGGAAGUAAGUUCUUAUAGACCAACUUAUUUAUAUUGACGAAUAUUUAUAAGAUCACACUUUGCAGAUCACUUUCACUAUCAUCGCAAUCGCCAUUUCUUUGUGUAUGGAUUUGUAUGGAUUUAUAUGGGCCGUGUUGCUUUUAGGAUUCUCAAUUCAAAACAAACGUACCGUGUUGAGUUGUUGGCCAUAUUUUAUUUCUUUUGCGUACCUAAUGGUCAUCGCGAAGUAUAUAUUGGAAAUUAUAAUUUCAUCUAAUCUCAAUUAUGGUAUUUUUUGUGUAUAACUAUUCUGUAUUUCUCUUCAGCAGUGGCGUAAUUAGGAAUUUUUAAUAGAGGAAAUCCAGCUAAAUGUUCAAACACAUGUAAGGGGGAGGGAGCUCUGCACACGCCCCAGUUACACACUUGAUUUGAAAUUCUAUUUGUCACAAUGCAUUAAAAAAUAAAUUUUAAUAUUAAUAUUUAUUUAUUUUAGAUUCUGAGUGUAGCGAAGAAUGUAUUGGUUUUACUAAGAUGUUUAUUUUUUUUUUUUUUUAUGCUGUGUACACAAAUUCUACAAGAAAUCUAAAUUAGAAAUGUACGCAUGGCACUAUUUCUAAAAGAGAAUGUUGUCCAGAUGGUACUUUUGGGAAGUAAUUUUUUAAUUUUCUAAGUGGUUUGGAAGCCCGGAUUUUUAGACAGGUAUAAAUGAAGUCAAUGACGGAGGGUCUAUAGAGUCCGAACCCUUCUCUCUGUAAAUACGCCACUGCUCUUCAGUAGCGUGGCCUCUGCCUCAAUCAAAAUUGACGGGUUGAGACUGGGGUGUGGGUGGUCGGAAUCGUACGAUUUUAGAACCAUAAAACAGUGAGUUUUAAUUGAUAAUUAUAAUAAUGACAAUUUAGACACGUUUUGCUCAUAAUAGUGGUAAUGGAGGGUAUAGAUUAUUUCUGAAUCUAACACAUACCCCUCUACAUACACACAAAUGUUAUACAGGCCACUGCUAGUUAUAAUUAUUAUACUUACAUUUUUCGAUCAAAUAUACAUAUUUAUUUAUUUACAGUCAUGUCAUGGAGAAAAAUAAACAUAAUACAAAACACAUCAAUAAUAUUAUACGAUCAGAGCUAUGGCGCUUGGAUCAGGCCGUUAAUGCGUAAAUACUGAAGUUUAAUUGAACAUAGUAAUUAAUGCAAAAAUUAAAUUUUUAAUAGUGGAUAUUUUUCUCUCGCAGAAUUUGAUUUCAUAUUAUUAUUUUUCAUAACUCGUCAACUAACUGGAUUUAAAAAGCUUAGAGUACAAAAUUCACCGUACAAAAGCAAUACAAAAAUUAAUAAUAGUAACAUGCAGUUAUCUGACAACGACGAUGAAUUUCCGGACUACAUAUCGGAGAACAAGUUUGUUGAUAUUUGGGUUAUUGCGCAUGGGUAUAUACAGUGAUGGGCAGGAUAUAAAAUGAGUAUUUAGAUACUCGGUAAAUUGAUUUUCAGUAUCUAUAGUUAGAAGUAGGGGAUGAACAAAAUAAUUAAUAUAAAAUCGAUUAAUCGGUAAUUUGUAACUUAAAAAGUACUCCUAGUUAUAGAUACUUAUAUAACUAGUACGAAUAUUGCAAUGCAACUUAAAAGAUACUCGAUACAAAUACAAUUUAUGUAUUUAAAAUAAUUUAAUUUCUAAAUAAUCGAUACAUUAAAAUUAAAACGUUGAUUACAUUUUUCACUCGCGCAGUAUUUAUUUUAAAAGAAGCGAUGAUUAAAUUUAUUUGAAAUAUUUGUCGAAAAUCAUUUUCAACUUUUAAUGAAUUUUUCGAAAAUCCAGGGCAAGAAGAGUAUCUAUAUAUUCUUUAGGUAUAAGAUAGAUACAUUGAUUCCAGUACCACAAUACAAGAGCGAUACUGGGUACUAAAUACAUUCCAGAACUGUAUCACAAUAUAUACUAGAUACAAAAUAUGAAUCCAUGUCAAUAGAUAGUGUACGAUAUUUUCAACGCUAUUGCUAAUAAUACUUCUUUCGACUAUAUAAGAUAUACAAUAUUAAAUUUUUUUUUUCUUUAUGAAACGAUAAUAUUAAUAGUGAUUGAUUAGUAAAUUGAUUACAAUUAUAAGAUACACUCUUUAUACAAUUAAAAUAACGAUAAUAGGUUUUUCAGAAAUAAACUUUAAAAAAGUAGUCAAUAAUGUAUUGCACAUACCGCAAAAUUCUUUUUUCUGGCCUAUUAUAUUCAUGCUAAUACAUGUAUAUCAUGUAUAUAACAUUUAUAAACCGUAAAUUCAUAAUACUCGUUAUUAAUAGCUCGACAGCCUUCCUGCUUUAGAAUUUGAAUAUAUUGUUGAAAACGUCGUAUACCAUAAAUUGUCGUACUCUAUCAACUGUUGUAUACAAUAAAAUGGUCGCGCGAUAUAUUGUCCAUUGUUGCACAAUUAAUUGACCACUAUCUAUUGACGACAUACCGUAAAAUAAACAACCGUAUAUAGAAGAUAUACACUGUUCAACUCGAGGUGGUAUUAAAACAUAAACGUUUUUUUUUUUUUAAUUUUAGAUCGUAUUUGGAUGUUAUUAAAUAUUUCGUAUUCGAUAAUUCAUCGUGGAUGAUUUUAUUUUUUAUAUUUUGGAACAGUAUAAAUCACGUUAAUGCAUUUUCGAUCGGCUAUUUAUUUACCGGAACAAUGUUUUUUUGGAUAGGUACAUACUACCAUCUAGUACCAUUGGACAAGAUAAUUAAACUGUGAGUAUUUAAGUGUUAUCCAAAAUGUUUACAAUCCGGUCAAUUUGCUCUGCAUGGUAAACGUAUAUUCAAAUUAAAAUUGAAAAUACAAUUAGGUAUACAAUAAUUAUUCCUUUCGAGUAAAAUUGUUUCUUACUAAUUUUCAGCUGGCGGUGGUUAUUGUAUUAUAACGUUUCGGUGAUAUUGGUCAAGGUGUUUUUUCAUUUAUUUGGAUGCCUGCUUUUAAAUUAUUUCCAAUGGUAUUCGUGUAUACUGAUGCGUAUUCUUUCUACAUUUUGUUUGAAUACAAAUGUCGACGAACUUCAGAGUAAAUAUAAUAAGUACUUAUCUAACUUAUUUGUUUAGAAUUAUAAUAUGUUCCAUCCCUAACUAUUAUUGACUGUAUCAAGUUAGAAACAUGUGGCACGUUAAGAAAUGACAUUGGGUUAUUUUGGGACGUUGUUACUUUCAUGUUGUUAUUGUUUCAAAAGCGGUUUUUUAAAAGCGGACACUUUCUGCGAUUAAUCGAAGAUGAAAAAGCUACAGUGGUAUUGGUUAGAAAACUAGCCAAUUUAUUCAACGGGUGGGAACACAGAAUAAACGACGAAGCACGUAAAACGGACUUAAAUUCGUUAGAAAAAAUCAAAGUAAAAUUAAACGAAAUCCGAAAGUUUCGAAAAGGACAACCAAUAAAACAAUUGACCCAUAAUCAAGGUGUUAAACAAAAUAUUUAUAAGAUAUAUAUAUAUAUAUAUAUACAUAUAUUAUAAGAAGUCAAAAAGUACGAUAAUUGGUUUUAGCUUGUGAAGGUAGUGUUCGUAUGUUUGACAAAAUAUACGACGACGUGUAUUUGGUUAAAAAUCAUGAUAAAAUCAACAAUUUACCAAUACCCGAAAACUUGAAAAACGAUUUGUGGAUAUAUCGACAUUUUGUCGGGUUUAUACUUUACUUGACGAAACUAAUGAACCGAUAUUCUUACGAACAUAGAAGAAUGAUGCACACAUUAAACACAGAAAAAAAAUUAUUGAAGGUAGGUUAAGUUAAUAUUUUAACAAUUUACUAGUGGACUAGUAAAAAUAAAAAUUUAGUACAUAUAAAUACGAUGUUUUAUAAUAAAUUGAUGUAAUGGCUAUAUUUUGGUAGGAGAAAAAGUCAGAAUUGGCUCAAAUGGGUUAUCACAAGGGUUCUUUUAUGAUAUGGACUCCGGUGAAUAAUAAUAUACAGUUAAUUAAGUAAGUCUGAUAUCAAUUAAUUCUGCUGUAUAAUAUAUUAAUAAACGUGUAUAGAAAUAUAGUUAACUAUUGUUUACGUCAUUCUGUAAGAAUUUAUUACUUUUUAAGGUUUUUUUUGCUAAAACUAAGCUUUUCCAUCUCUUUCUAUCGCAAUACAAGUUACAUUCUGCUUCAAUCCACCUCUCUGGGCUCUGGUCUAAGUAAGCUCCAUCACAACCCCGGCGUGGUCUUCCUCUUAGUCUCGUUCUCUCAAAAUCUUCGCUCGAUUCUCUUCAGGAUAGUUUAUUGUCAACUCGUCAUACCUACCCAGCCCAUUCUAGUCAUACAUUCUGGAUCACAAUUAUUGCCUUUUAUACAGAUCAUCAAUCUGGGAGUUCAAUCUUAAUUUUAAAACAGUGUGUCUCCUGAAUUACAAAUGUGUGCACUAAGUUUUAUAACGUGUAUAUUAAUUUUAAUUGUAGAAAUAACAGUAGAACUGAUAACGAACAAUCAAAUAAUGACCACACUCUAACUAAUAUAUAUUAUAAAUUUUAAAUUUUUUUAUAUGUUAAAUAUUUUAGACUUAUUUAUAUUUAUUUUAUGUUGAUCAUUUUUAUUCCACGCUUUUUAUAAAUGUGUAAGGUAAGUAGUGUAUAAAGAGUUACUCCUCUCUCAGGUAGGUAUUUAAUUUUUAUUCGACUAUGGAAAUCUAUCAAUUCUAUCAAUUGAAUUAAAAUAUGUGUCCCAUGAAAUUGGAUAUAUUUAGGCCCUGAUAUUACAUUAUAUACCUUUUUCACUUUUUCAGCUAAAUAACAUAACAGGUGAUCCAUUUAAGUGGGUACACUCAUUAUCUCGGAAGAAUUUUUUGUAAUUUGUUUUUUAGAACACUUAAGAAACAAGUAGCUCUAUAAUUUCAUAUUUAUGUUAUUUUUUGUCACCUUUAUUUUUGGUGGUAAAAUCACUAGCUACUUUUGAAAUGGCAACCUAUAUUUAAAAAGUCAAUGAAGUAUUAGUUGAAAUAAAUUUUACUGUUGAAAUUUUUGAUUUCUAUCAAGCCGUUAACGAGAUAUUCCACUUUUAAGUUUAGGUUGGAACUUGGAGGAGAGUAAUGGAGUAUCAUUUGUGUAGCGGUAUGGCAUGCGGUAUGUUAAUAAUGCACCUCUAAUCUUCUCCAACUUAAAAUUAAAAGUGAAAUAUCUCGUCAACGAAUUGACAGAAAUCAAAAAUUUCAAUACUAAAAUUUAUUUUAACUAAUACUCCAUUUAUUUAUUGAAUUUUUAAUAUAGUUUGCUAUUUGAAAAUCAAAAGUAGAUAGUGUUUUUACCCCCAAAAAUAAGGGUGACAAAAAUUAACACAAAUAUAAAGUUGUGAAGUAGCCUGUUUUUUUAAUUUUCUAGAAAACAAAUUCCGGAAAAAGUUAAUUCUUUCCGACAUAAUGAAUGUACCCACUUAAAUGGAUCACCUGGUAUAUAAGUAGGUAUAGAUGAAGAUUUAAAAUUUUAAAUAUUAGGUAAGUAUAAUUUAAACUUAGUUUAUUAAACAAAUUAAGUUAACAUUUAGUUGUAAAACACAAAUAUAUUUUAUUUUAAUUACAUAAUAGGUAUACUGUAUACAUUAUAGCUGGGGUUAAGAAAAAAAAGCAAUUAAAAAAAAGCAAUUGAAAAAAAAAUGCAAGUGGUAAAAAGGCAAUAUAUUUAUUUUACAUAUCAUAAUAUAAGAGUGAUACUAUUGGUUAGUAUUACAUAUUAUUUAGUUCUAUAUAAUAGUUGUCUACAACAUAUUUUAAUACCAUUGACUAUAUUAUACAGUUAUAUUCAAUGAUAAUAUUUUAAACGUUUUCAUAAAAAUAAUUAUUGGAGCAAGCAUAGAAAUCUACAAUCUAUAAUCGAAUGUAACAAAAAUGACUACUAUAAUUGUAAUGCAACAUAUAUAAAACAGUACAAAAUAUAUAAAACUAAACCUAUGGCUACAGCAUAUAGUGGAAUUAUUUAUUUUUAAAAAUCAAAAACUGCAUUAUAUGAUUAUAGGUAUAUUAUAUAAGAAGUCAUAAGAAAUAAUAGUACAUUGCAUCAUAAUUAGGUACAAUAAUAUAAUUUUCGUACUAAAUUCAAAAAAAAAAUUCCGAUAAUUUUUGGAAAAAAGUAUACAAUAUUAUCAUUGAAUAUCAAUGGUAUUAAAAUACAGUGUAAGUACCUAUUAUAUAGUUCUAUAUAAUAUGUAAUACUAACCAAUAAUAUUACUUUUUAUAUUAUAAUAUGUAAAAUAAAUGUAUUGCUUUUUUUCCGUUGCUUUUGUUUCAAUUGCUUUUUUUUCCUAAACUUACUAUAUCUAGUACUUAAAUUUUGUUUUAUGUAACUAAGUAGGUAGUCUAUGUAACUACACUUAUUUUUGUUAGAACUAUUAGUUUGUAACAUAUUAUCUAGUUUAUUUACCUAUGUAUAUAAACUAUUAGUUUAACCAAUUGAAAAGGAGUAGGUGAGUAGGUAGACAUUUUGGAGUCUGAAGAUGGAUAUUUGUCCCUUAAAAAACAAAAACAAAAAUAUAGUUAAUUGGUUUGUAUUUACUUAUUAUGAAUACACUUACAUUAUAUGUACUAUGUAUAGUGUUGAAUUUGAUGAAGACGAGUAUAAACACAGACACUGGUUAAUACAAUUUGUUAUGGCGUUGUUCUACAUAAUGCAUUCGUCUACACAUUUGUUCUGUUACUUUGCCAUAUUUUAUAACGCAAUUCAUAACUCGUACGAUUUAGUUUCAAUCAUACCUGUGCUAAUGAUUAUCUUUUGGGGGCAGUUGUCGGUACCAAGACCGACGAAAACAUUUUGGAUAGUGUUAUUCAUGUACAUGCAAGUAAAUCGCGAUCGACAAUAUAUACCUAUAUAAUUUAAAUUCGGAUUAAAUUAUUAUGUACCUGCCUGCUUGUUCUACCAGGUCACUGGUUUGGUGAAGUACAUAUGUUCGUUUGAAGAAAUUCCGUGGAUAGACGAAGAAAUGAAAUUAAACCAUUUAAGUUCAACAGAUUUUCAUUCGUAUCCUACAAUACAAAUAGGAAUCGGGAACUAUAAAAAAAAAAUACUACCAGACCUGUUGGUUUUGAUUAUUUUAUUUAUACACAGGUUAGGUAACUAUUAUAUUUUUAUGUUAUUUUUACUAUGCGAUAAUAUUUACGAAUUGAAAUUCACAGGCGGACUUUAAUGCGAUCGGGUCAUUGGACAUAUCAUAACGAUCAUAAGAAUAAAUGGAAAAAAAUAUCGCUAAACAUUGUGAAACGUAUUACAUCGUUGAGAUUAAUAAUUCUCAAGUAAGUAAUCAAUAAUGAAAAAAAAAAAAACAUUAAUGAAAAUAAAAUGUAAUCUCAUAUAUUAUAUACCUAUUAUACAUAUUAUGUUAUAUAUAUUUAUUUUACAUAAUAUUAUUAAUCAACUUUAUAGUAUUCAAACUCAUCUAACACCCAUGAUUCAAUUUUAUAAAGACCUCCGACGAUAUCACGCCAAAGGAACUGUGAACAUGUACCCCAUUAUGUUCAUAUUGAUAGCUAUUCAAAUACCAUACAGUUUAAUUCAUUUACGUGUAAGUAAACGUAACUAUUUUUCGUCAAAUUUCCCCCGAAAAUAGAGACUAUUACAUUGUAUUAUAUUUUGAAAUAUAUAUGUAUAUAUAAGUUUGUAAUAAUUAUAUAUAACAUUUUCCCACUACUUUUGGACACUUCUAGUGACUCCUUCAUGAUUAAUUACGUUUUAUUAAAGUGAUAAAAUUUUGAUUAAAUCUCAAUAUGAGACGUUUCAUGAUGUUUUAGGAGGGGCGUGUUUUUUUAUCUCUAAACACCACUAUAGACCUCCUUAAAUGAAGAUUGGGAGAUACUAUUUGGCAUAAGAAUUGAAAUAAUAUCGAGGUAUAAGUGUCUUUUGGGAUUUUCAACUUUAAACCCCUGCCAUUUUUAUGUUAAAAUGUCACAUUUUUUUGAAAGUUGUAUAGUUAAGUUAUAAAAUGUAUUAAAUAGUUAAAUAAAAAGUGUUAGAUUAUAUUUAUUAUAGUACGCUAUUAGUAUAUUAUUAGUAUAUAAAGAAUAUUUCUAUAAUACAAAAUAUAUGGGGAAAAACUCGACUUUAGUAUACGUAUUACGGAUACGUAAUUUAAAAUUAAAAUUUAUCUAACUGCUGAUUGGAUACAUCGUGUCCUCAUCCAAUCAAAUAAAUUUAAAAAUUAACAAAUUUUCGGUAAACUCAGUUUUAAUUUUUAUUAUUUUUUACAAGUUCCGAUUGGUUAAAUAUAUAUGAUAAUACAAACUCAAUAAAAUAAGUUAUUUACUUAACUUAACACAAUCGAUUUUUGCAUAUAGUAUCUCGGUGUGAGGCUGUAAUUAUUACUCUAACCUUAUAAAUAUUUUAUCUACAACUAUCAAUUUGUUAGGUACUUUAUUCAAAUUAUUCUACAAAAACCUCAAUGGUAUUUAACUAAUUAAAUUAAUUCUGAGGUUAAAGUUUGAAUUUUAAUUUAAAUUUAUGAAGACAGAGUUUAUUUUACACGUUUAAAGUUAAUAUAGAUAAGAAAAUUUCACCCUUCACAUAGUUAUAGUAUAAGAAUAAAGAAUAAUUGUAAUUUAAUAAAAUAAUUAAUAAAAUUUAAUCAUACUAAUUUUGGAAUUUAAAGCCCGAAAAUUACAGGUAGGUACCUAUUUUUCUAUUAGUGUAUGUAAAUAUAAUACUUAUUUAGUUAAUUUUGAUAAUUUCAACAAUUACAGUGAAUUUUGUUUAUUAUGAUCACAUCAUUGGUUAAGAUCAUUUUGAUUAUAUUAACCAUUUGAUUCCUUAAAACAUUUUUUUUUUUUUAAAUGAUAUUAUAUUUAUACAUACCAUAUACUUAAAAUAAAAUAAAAAAGACGUCCUAGAAUAAUGUAGACGGGUGCAGCCACUGUUAUAGUUAAUUUGAUGUAUACCUGUAAGUAAUAAUAAACUAUUGCCUAUGAAAAAACGAUUCUGAACGCAGUUCAGUUGAUAGUGAUGCUUUGUCAACAUUAUAUAUAUUUUUUAUAGUAAAAUAAUUAAAUAGGCUUUAUAUAUUUUCUUUAAUAAUAUUUGUUUAAUGUUGUACCGUUUUUCCCAUUUACUAGGAAAACUCUUAGGAAAAUCAAAAAACGACCUUUAAUGUGACUUCUAUUUGCAAACAUUUUUUUAACUUAUCAAAACAAACAAGUAAAUCUCUUGUUUUCUUUAAAUGAUAAAUCUUUCCAGUGUCGCAUUAAGCUAAACUACUGCCCAUGGGCAAAAUACAUUUUGGCAUACACAUUACCUACUAACAUAGGAUUUAUUUUGGGAUUUUAAAUUUUGAUUUCAAUAAACAGUUGAUAUUUUCUCCUCUCUGUUUAUAGGUUUUUAUCUUUUUUUUUAUAUAUUACUGUAUUCUACACAUUUUUUCUUGUCUUUAAUUUGGUUUUUAUUUGUAUACAACCAUUAUUAUUGUAGGUAUUCUGAUGUUAUAUUUGUUUUUAUAUAUUUCAUCCACUUUUAUGAACUCUCCUCAUCAAGCAUUGCAUAACUUUCAAACAUAUGUUGAGCUUGCAGCUGAUUGUGAUAUUUCAUUAUUUUGUUGUAAUAGGUAAUAAUAAUAUUUAUUUAUUGUUGGAGAGACAAGACAUAAAUAUAAUAGCUUAAUAGGAAUAGGUAGGUACCUAAUAAGAAGUUUAUAAUAGGCAGGUAAGUAGAUACUAACUUCAAAAACAUUGAAAAUAAUUACUGAAAUAAAAAAAAAAUAAUGUGUUCACCAAAAAUCGGAUCGAUAAUAAUAAUUAUUAUUAAAACUUUGGAUUACAGAAUGCCGAAGAAUUAGUCGAAUCGAAUCGAAUUUCCUUGGCGUUUGUACAAACAUUUUUAACUUGUAUAAUCACAAUAGUAAUAGACCGUUGGCUCUCAGCCAGGCGUUUUAUACUGGGAAAAUUAAUUUUUCACUUGAUAUUUCUAAUCGGAUUUAUCAGACUAAUGACCGAGUAAGUAUACCUAUGAGUAUUUCUGUAGACAUUAUUGUAUACCUCUUGGCUCUUACUAUACCCAGGCGUGGACUGGUAAAAAAGGGCAUGGGAUGCUACAUAAUAUUAGGGCAAAUUAUAAUAAUAAAACAAAUAUUUUAAAAAGUUGACAUACUUCGAACCAAUGGUAAGCUACUGUUAUAAGUUGGUAAUAUAAGAUUACAUAUUAUAGGAUAAUUCAAUUCAUAUCUGUGCGUUAAAGCAAGAGCUGUCCAAUAUGUUUCGAUAAAUUUAAAUUUAAAUUUGUAUAUUAUUUUGCGACACAAAAAAAAUACAAUUGUAUUUUUAAUAAAUUUUAACAUGAAAUGUUGAUUAAAUUAAAUCGCGAAAUGUAUUGUCAUCCACAUAAAAAGAAAAACUGAAAAAUUUCAAAAAGUGCCGGUAGGUAUAUUUUGAAAAUAACAGCGCGUAGGUAAUAUAUUUUAAUAUAUACAUAAUGCAAAACAUCAACUAUGGUGAUAGGUAGAUAAUAUCAAUAUAUUAUAUUAAACUGUUGUAAACAAAUUAUUUAUUAUCCAUUUACUUAUUAAGACAUCUAUUAUGCUAUUAGAGAAUUAUAACUUUAUUAUAAAAAAUUCAUAAGAAUUUGAAGUUAUUUUUAAUUCGGGAAAAUCAAUGUAACAUCCCAACACUCCAACCAGUUCGCACCUGACUAUACUUACCUAAUAUAAAAUUUCGUUGGAUUUUUUUUGUGAAAAUAGUAAAAAUAAAGCUAUUAUCAACAAUGUGUUGUCGUUCAAUAUCUACGCGUACAUUGUAGUUUCGGCGUAUCAACUGAGAAACGGAUAUUCUUACCGGUACAGUACUUCGUUUAUUUGGUCACGAUAUGAAAUUUACAAUUUAGUGGUACAUAAAGCGUGAGUUAUAUUCUUAUUUAAUAUUGCUGUAAAUGAAUACAAAAUUAUCGACGUUGAUGUAAUUCAAAAUUUAGAUUUUAUUAUUGUCCGUUCCUGCACGAAAUUUGCACCGUGCUGGAUUGGAUGUGGUCAGAUUCUUCUCUGACGAUCAUGCAAUGGUUUAAAAUGGAAGAACUGUUUACGCACGUUUGCUGUGUGAAGGUGAUCAAUAUGUUAAUAAAUUUUCAAUACGGACAGUUUUAGGAAUUUUAAUGAAAUUAUCGUCUUAAGAAAACGCGAAUUUUCCGAAAAAUUAUUUGUAGAAAUCAUUUCGCUCGAACAAAAACAGCCAACAAUUGAUAUUUAAUCUUAAUAAUAUUAAGGUUUUAAAAAACCGAAUUUUCACCAUAAAAAUAAGAGCUUGUACUCUGUGCUACCUACUGUGUAAUGCCUAUUAUAUGUGGAUAUUUUUGAUAAAUACAAAUAAAUAGUAAAUUAUUAUUGUUUAAAAUUUGUAUGGUUUUAAAAUCGAAUAAGUUUCAAAUAAGUAUAAGUAGGUAUAGUAUAGGCAUCGAAAAAAUUCGUAAAAACAUUAAAACAACAUUGCACACAUUGGAAGUUCUCUUCUUUUUUAGGUGAACAUCUAAUCGUUUUAUUAAAUUAUCUGAGUUAGGUUUUUGUUCGAAUAGUCGAGUUAGAUAUAGUCUUGUCGAAAACACUGGUUGAUAAUUAUAUUUUGUUUAAACAAUUUAAUCUUAAUCCUAAUAUCCUAAUAUACCUGUACUUAUUUUUAUCUCAUUUUUCAAGUUAAAAAUAAUCUAACCAAGGUAUACAUAUUUUUAUUUAUAUAUUAAACGUAUAUAUUUAGUGCAUUUGCAAUGUGCGCGAUAAACUCGACGAUGCACGAGGAAUGAACAGAUCACGAAAAAUGAAACUAUUGAUAGGAGGUGGAAUUUUAACAGCGUUUUUAUCAAUCAUAAUAUUUCCAAUUGCGUGGUUUUCCAUGUUCAAAAGUAUGCCGGAUACUCCAUCAUCUGUAGAAUUGACCAUUAGAAUAUUCGAGGAAUCUGUAUCUUCAAUUAUAUUUAGCACCAAGUCUGACGAUAUACAUAAGUACCUACUCUUCUAAAUUAAAUUAAAUUAUUUUCAUACUAUUAUAAUGUUAUUAUUUUUUGAAAGAGUGAAAACUCUUGAUUGAUAACUUCAAAUUAACAAUGAAAAUAUGUAAUCGGUAUAAAUACACAAUUAACAAUAUUUUUAAACAAAGUGUUUUAUUUUCUCCCCGUUUUGUAGACUAGACAGUACAGAUUAUUCUGUAAUGAAAGAAGUUUACAUGAGCACAUUAAGCAAUAACUGGUUGUCCAGCAUGGAAUUUUUACAACAAUACGAAUUUGACGAAAUAAGCUCAAUAAACCUGAUACCCCAAUCCAUAAAUACCUGGCCAAUUACAUUUUACGAAUUCACUAAAUUGAAUAAGAUGGUUUCAACAAGAAGUAUGAAUUUAUCUUUCUAAUCUACUAUUGUUCAAUACCUCGGUAUCAUGGCCAGCUAUUUUGUUAAUUUAAUAUCGAAUAUACAGUGUCCCACCAUGUUAUAAGGAUUUUUCUAAAGCUUUUAAUAUUCAGUUUUAUCUGCUUUUCAAAGAUAUAAUUCGAAAUAUUAUAUCAUAUAAAUAGUUUAACGAUAAAUAGUUUUUUAGUAACAGCCGUUUUUAAUUUUCAACACAAUAAAUCAAGUUAUUGAUUUUUUAGCUAUUGUGUUAGGUGGUAGUAUCGUUGUUUAUACUUCCCUCUAGAAAUUAAAAUGACUUACUAAAACCUUAUUUAUUAGAUAUAAAUGUAUGAUUCAUUAAAUAAGUAAACAAGUUACUUAAUACUUUUUUAGAAAUUAGGGGAUGAAAUAAAAAUUUAAUAUUUUCCUUAGAAGAGGUCCUCCUCAAAGAAAACCAAAAAAAUAUUAAAGAAAAUUUAAUAUAAACAAAUCUAGAAAAAUCUGUUGAACAUGGUAUAACACUAUUUUAGUAGAAAUAUAUUAUAUAUAGUAUAAUUUUAUUACACUAUAGCUCAUAAUGUAAUGUUGUAAUAAUAUUAAUAUAUGAGAACAUUAGUUUUAUAUAAUAGUAUUCAUUGGACAACAAUUUGUACAUAUUUUAUUGUUAACUGCAGAUUCCAGUAUUAAAGCAUCAGCAGAAUGGAUAUUGACACAUCAUAAUGGUAUGAAAAUUAGUCGUGGCAUUAACAUUGUAGUACUUAAUAAGACAACUAUUAAUAUGCUGAUCAAGUAUGACCAAAAACUUAUUAUACCAAAUCUAGUACCAAAAUUUUUGAUUUUACACUGGAAAUCUACUGAAACAGAAAUAGCAUCAGGAUUAAUGAUCCAUAAUCCAUGUAAGUUUAUAUUACAAUCAUAACCUAAACAAUUUUCAAUAAAAAAAAUAAAUACAAAUAUUAAUAAAUCAACCACAUUCACUUAAAAUAAAAAUUAUACUAUUUUAGCUCUGCCAUACAUGGAUGUUGGUAUAACAUUUUAUGAAAAUCCAAAUAGAUGUGAUUAUUUGUCCGAAAUGGUAGAGAUAUGUCCCUCCAACAAUGAUACCAUUUAUUUGAAAAAGAUACCUUAUUCAUCGUGUGCUGAUGAAGACACCAUGUUGGACACAAAUAACACAAAUAUGUUAUACAAUAUAUAUGUCUUUAGCGAUAGAUAUUCUAACAAAUUCCAUUUUUUGGAUGAUAAAGGGUAAUAUAUGAGUACCAAUUUUUCAAAUUUAUCUUAUACAGGGUGAUUUUUUAUUAUGAACCAGCAAUUAUCUCAGAGGAUUUUAAGUGAAUUUCAUUUCUGUUUUUUCUAAUCAUUAUGAAAUCAUUUAUGCUUCAUUUUACAACCAUUUUUACAUUUUUACCCCUACUCUAUAUACCUUAAAUAAGUGCAUACUUUUGAUUUUCCUAUAAGAAUCCUCUACCCCUUUUGAAACUGAUUUGAAUACAGAAUAUUUUUCUAGAAAUUAUGAUAUACAUCACACUAAUAUCAGAUUUAGUAUUUAUGAGUUUACAGGUUAAAAUUUAGACUAGAGUAGGGAAGGAUAAUAAAUUACCUAUUUAUGACCCUCUAUAAGAAAAAUAUUUAUAUUUUCUUUAUUAACUAAUUCAUUAAAGUAAUUUUUAGAUUUGAAGUGUAGCUGAGAAGGUAUUGUUUUUACAAUGAAGUGUUUAUAUUUAUUUUCUAAUUAAACUAAAAUAGCAAAUAGUAAAACAGUAAACACUAUAAUAUUAAUAUAGAAUUGAAAAUAAUAGUAUAAUGUUAGGAAUAUAUUAAAUAAAUGAUAUAAGUUACAAACAAAGUUAAUAGAUUUCAGUUAAAAUCAAUUUAGUACUUAAUGAAUAUUGAAUUAUAAAUCUCAUUGAAAUAAAAUGGCAUACAUAAAAGGGUAGGACACUGUUGUAGAUGAGAAGUUGGGAAGGUGAGAUAUAGAGAGGAAUUUAAUGUACACAACGAUUUUAAGUGAAAUUCAAUUAGGUAUCAAAAUUUGAUAUUAAAAUUCUAUAUUACACUCAAUUUUAUUUUUUUACCACUAAGUAUAGUUUCUAAUGAACCUGUAAAAUGUUCAUACAUUUUUGUUUGGACUAAGAAUUUUAUGCACAGAGUACCUACUGAACAAAUAUUACAUAAAAAAAACUUGCAAAAUUAAAAUGUCUUUAAAUAGUGCAAAAAUGGCUGAAAUGCUUUGAAAAUUGUAUUAUGUCUAGAAAAAGUAAAUAUAACUCGUUUGUCUAAAUUUGAAGUCUCUAAGGAUAUUUUUAACUGAAUCAUAACAAAAAAUAAAAUUGAAAAUAAUAAAUUGCAUACCUUUUUUCAGGUUUUUCUACAGUUUUGUUAAUUAUUAAGAAAACCCCUAAGAAAAUCUAAAUAGUAGAUAACAUUUCCUUUCAGAAAAGGUACUGUAGUCACUUGAUACAUUAUAACAAGAUUUUUUUGUAUAAAAAUUGUUUACAAAUAAAAAAAAUAAACAUCAUUGUAAAACCAAUACAUUCCUCACCUUUGCUCAGAAUCUAAAAUGUAUACAUAAUAUAUUAGUCAGUAUAUAUAGUUUUAUACGCUUAAAAUAAUUUAUUUUAUUAAUAAUAUAAGCUUUUUAUAUUAUACAGUAAAAACUAUUUAUAAUGACAUUCAAGAAACCACUAAAAAUUGGUUAUUAUAACUAAAAUGUUCAAAAAAAUUAAAAAUAUAACAUUUACACCAAGUUACACCAAACUUGUCCUUAUCUAUUAAUAAAUACAAUGUUAAUUAUUAAUAUAAUGAUACUAAUGGUUAUUAAUUAAAUUUUCAAGUGUUGCUCAAUUAUUGUUUUAUAUUCAGAUUAUUACCAAAAUACUAGUUAUCAAACCAACAUUUAAAUUCAUAAUCAUCAAAAUUGUUUAAUACCCAUUGAUUAUACCCAUCACGAAUCACUCUAGGUCUAGUCAAAUCUAAGUCCUUAAAUAUGUCUAAAAUGAUUUCUUUAUCAAAUGUAUCUAUGUAUAAAAAACAAGAACUUAUCACCACAAUAAUGCAAAACAUGAUAAAAAAAUUUAAAUAUUUUUAAUGGGCUUGUAAUUUAAUUAUUAGUAUGUACAUUUUUAUCAACAAAUACAAUUUAAAACAUGAUUUAUGCAAUUGAAUUCAUUCUACCUCUAGAUAAACAAAUUUAUCUCUGUGUAAAUAUUUAGUGACCUUAGGCAUUAGUGUCAAAAAAAAAUCUAUUAUAUUUGUUUACAACAUCACAAAAUUAUAUAAAAUCUUCAAUAAAUAUAAAACAGACAUUGAUGGCAUUAAAAUUGAUAAAAAUUAAUACAUGCUUCAAUUUAAGGUCACUAAAACCUGAGUUAUAAACAGUUUCUACUGUAUAAUACACUAGUAUGUCUUUUUCAUUUCACUAAAAGAUAUUAAUAACAUUAUCUACUGUUAAAUGUCAACAAAACUGAGUAAAUAUUACUGGGCACAUAUACACAAAGGGUGAGACAAAGGCUGUUAUAUAGUACCUAUCCUAAGUACCUGCAAUUUGCAUACAACUAUAGUUAUAGCUAAAUAUAGGAAUAUAAAUAAAUUUCUUUCAAUUAUUCAAUUUAGAAUUAUUGGCCUGUACACAAUUAUAGUAGUAUAUUUCGGAUAUAAACUAGCAUUUGACAUAUUCCGGUCUUUCAAAUUCAAAUUGGGUUUUACAGAAACUCCAUAUCCAGAUAGGUUAUUACAAGUAAGUAUAAAAGUGAUGUUUACAUAUUUUACAAUCUGUAAUAUAGAAUUUGAUAUUUUCAGCUUUGCUAUGAAAUCUAUUUAGUGAGAUCCUUUGCAGAAUAUGAAAUGGAAGAAGAUUUAUAUGGAAUGUUGAUAUUUUUGUUUCGAUCACCAGAAAUUUUGAUCCGGUUCACUAAAAGACCAAAUGAAAUUUAA
Cinara cedri is the source of this 28845-nucleotide messenger RNA. The record is from the annotation of a GenBank genome assembly. NCBI's taxonomy places the organism in Eukaryota, Metazoa, Arthropoda, Insecta, Hemiptera, Aphididae.